AUGAAAAGCUCUGAAAAUGAAGAGGGAAAAGGGAAGGGGAAAAGUAAGGUAACGGGAACGAGCCAGAGAAAUGAGAAGGGCAAGAAGGAUAAGCAUGGUGAAGUGCAAAAGGGUGGCUGGAGUUUUAAAGAUUUCAUGUAUGCUUUCCAGAUUUGGGUAUAUGAAUUAAUUCCUAGAAUGACGGACCUUAAUUACUGCAAGGUGUUUAUCCAACAGCUGUCCCCGCGUAUUUUGCGAUGGAGAACUACUACGUCUGUUCCCGAGAUGAGAAAGUUGAACAAUUAUUUUUUCCAUAGCAAAGAGUCAGUUCAGUUACAGGCGCUACGUUCGAGUGAAGAGGAAAUGAGACAACCAUAUUGGAGUUGGCCACAGGAUCUCCCUGCUGUUGUCUCGGUAGAGUCAAUCCCUUCUUCAUCUGCUAACCUUGAUGAGUUGAACAAGGUGGUAAGCUUGUUGAGGUCCGAGUUGUUUCAAGUAAAGCGGGAAAAGGACGUCAUUGAGUUAAAGGUCAUAUGGAUGGAAAAACUUUUAGACCACUAUUUAGGUCCUCAGUUUGAGCAGGAAGUAAGGAGGGACCUAGCUUUAUUGAAAGAGAGGACGAAUCGUUGUGCCAUCUCACAUCUAUUUAAGGGAUGUGAGGAAGUGGAUAACAUUCAAUGGGAUGAAGGGCCAAGUAAUAGAAAUGCGGGAGAGGAAAAGGAAGAUGAGGGGAUUGAAAGGGAUGAAGUGCAAAGAAAACCAAGUGAGGUAGAGGAAGCGCAAAGGAAAAUAAGUGAGGGAGAGCAAGGGAAUAUAAAAAGCAGCAAGGGAGAGAAAGCACAAAGAAAGAGUAGUGAGGGAAAGGAAGUGAAAAGAAAAAGCAGUGAGGGAGAGGAACUGCAAAGAAAGAGCAAUGAGGGAGAUGAUCUGCAAAGAAAAAGAAGGGAGGGCAAGGAAGUGAAAAGACAAAGAAGUGAGGAAAAGGAAGUGCAAAUAAACCAAUGUGAGGAAGAGUGUGGAACCAGUCUUAAACUGCUCCUCCCAGAGUCAUUGCAAACACUUUGCACAUUAGGGCGUCGUCUGCCUUGUACAGGAUCAUAG
Molecule: messenger RNA, 1080 nt
Organism: Prunus armeniaca (apricot)
Lineage: Eukaryota; Viridiplantae; Streptophyta; Magnoliopsida; Rosales; Rosaceae
Source: the annotation of a GenBank genome assembly